Molecule: messenger RNA, 753 nt
Organism: Contarinia nasturtii (swede midge)
Lineage: Eukaryota; Metazoa; Arthropoda; Insecta; Diptera; Cecidomyiidae
Exons: 2
Coding region: 44-697 (217 amino acids)
Source: RefSeq, a predicted model, not a curated record
GCCUGGAAAUUGUGAAUUAGUUUGAUAUUGAAAAGAGUUUAAAAUGAAGUUUAUGAUGCGAUUUGUUUUUGUUGCUGCGGUUUUCGUAAGUUGUUUCUAUUCUGCAUUGUGUGGUGACAAAAAGGAUAAAGUUAAGCCUCCCAAGCCCAAAAAUCUGUUCAAGGAUCCCUCAUUUUAUCAAAUAAACUCUUUGUACCUUGUAAAUCUGGGCCAGAAACACAGAGAGCUUAACUCAUCAAUUGUCAAUAUGAAAAGGUCAUUUGAAAGUCUAAAACGAGAAACGUCAUACAUUUUAUCCGCAUUUACAAGUGGUUUGAAUGAAUUUGAUAAUUUGAAUCGCAAAGUUAUUGCAUUUGAGCAAGCAAAUCAGAAAUACGUGACCGAAGUGACAAACGCCGAUAAAAAGUUAUUAAAAGAUAAUGCUAAAGCAAUGAAAAAAUUUACAGCAGAUCAAAUGUAUAACUUGGAAGACACAUUUAUUGCCCACGAAAAGAAAGCAGCCAAAGAGCGUAAUGACAUCAAGCAAAUGGCCAAACGUUUAUUGGAUGAAAUGACUGAUCGCAAAAAUUACGCUUUUGAGAUUUUCGCACGUUUCGAAUCAACACAAAAAACUUUGGAAGAUUUGAAACCAUCAUUUUCUUUUGAAUCUGUCAGAAUGAAGGAAAUCGUGAAGGAAAUCAAUUUACGACAAGCUUAACCACAAUGUAAAGUAUAAUAAAAAUGGCUUGCCCAUUAAAUGAAUUAUGUAUUGAA